This is a messenger RNA of Dovyalis caffra, 2472 nucleotides long. NCBI's taxonomy places the organism in Eukaryota, Viridiplantae, Streptophyta, Magnoliopsida, Malpighiales, Salicaceae. The record is from the annotation of a GenBank genome assembly.
AUGAGCACGAGAUCCCUCAACUCGAUAGAGUGGUUGGAGGAGUAUUGGGAUGGAUCCAAUGCCGAAGCUGGUUCUCUUUCUAAUUCUUCUUGUUUCGGUGAUUUUAGUCACUGCGAUAAGAUUGUUAAAAAAUGGGCAAUCUCUUCCCUUCAACAACGAGUUAAAGAGGACAAACAUACUCUUCGAGAUUUGUUGUUUUUCCUCCAUGUCCCAAGGACUGGUGGGCGCACGUAUUUUCACUGUUUCUUGAAAAAGUUGUACUCUAAUGCUCAAGAAUGUCCCCGUUCUUAUGAUAAGCUACGAUUUGAUCCAAGUAAGCAGGAAUGCAGGUUGUUGGUAACUCAUGAUGACUAUAGCAUGAUGUCCAAACUUCCCAAGGAGAAAACUUCUGUGGUGACCAUUCUUAGAAAUCCAGUUGACCGCAUCUUUAGCACUUAUGAAUUCUCAGUUGAAGUAGCGGCGAGGUUUUUGGUGCAUCCCAACUUAACUUCUGCCACAAAAAUGGUUGGCCGCAUGCGCCCUGGAGCUACUGGAGUUAGUACAUUGGAUAUAUGGCCAUGGAAAUAUUUGGUUCCGUGGAUGAGGGAAGACCUUUUUGCUCGGAGGGAUGCUAGAAAACUGAUGGGUGCAAUUGACAUUAAGAGGAAUGACCCAUACAACAUGGAGGAAAUGGUUAUGCCAUUACUGGAAUAUAUCAAUGACCCUAGAGCCCAUGACCUUGUACACAAUGGAGAGACAUUCCAGGUUGCUGGGUUGACAAACAACUCUUAUUUUGCGGAAGCACAUGAAGUGCGUCAUUGUGUGCAGAAGCAUAAGAUUCUUGGUGAACAUGUUCUUGAAGUUGCAAAGAAGAGGUUGGAUGAUAUGCUAUAUGUUGGACUCACUGAGGACCACAGAGAAUCUGCAACAAUGUUUGCGAAUGUAGUUGGUGCACAGGUGAUUUCUCAAGCGUUAACAGCAAAUUCUAGCAUGGAGAAUGCUGCUGCUAGGAAAUCAGAACAGGGUUCUUCGCUUUCUGAUACCGAGCCUGACAACGAUGAUCAUCAGGAUAGCACCUCAGACCACAAGGCAGGUGAAACUGGUUCAACAGAGGAUGUGGAAGAGAAGAAAGAAACUGUAAGGCACAUGAUGACUGUGGGGAAACUUAUGGAAGCUUAUGAAGGCUGCAUGUCUGGUUUACGAAAGAUCCAGGCACGUCGCCGCAAGUCUUCUUUGAAGAGAAUCUCUCCAGCAAACUUUUCGAAGGAGGAUCGUCUUAGGAUUUCUGAGGAGGUUAUUGAGCAGAUAAGAUCACUAAACUACCUUGAUUUCGAACUUUAUAAAUAUGCUCAGGAGAUCUUUGCAAAGCAACACAAGCAUGCGGUGGAAAUUUUGUCUAGUACGGAUGGGUUGGAGAGCAUGUUCAACAACCUAGGUGGCAUCACGAUAUGGAAAACCUUUUCGUCAGCCAUUCAAAAGCAUGGAGAAAACGACGUCGUAUCCGAGGAUGAUAAAAUGAGUAAUUCUUGGUUUUUCGACGAGAAUUUUAGUGGGGUUCCGGAUAAUUUUUUCGAUGAUGCCUUGGGGUGCUUUGAUAUCCCAUUGGAAGAUGUUGAACCAAAUGACGAUGGAGAAGACUGGGAGACUAAAUUUCGACACCUCGAGCCGCCGCCCUCUAACGUUUUAACUAGUUUUUCAACCGAUUUUUCUGGUGAAGGUGGCAAUGGGACUCUGGAAGCAACGAAAACCUCGGCCGUUUUGCUUGACGGAUCUUCCCAGUUAAAAAAGUGGCCAAGCUCUACCGAAGCAUCCUCAAGCAGGCUCAUUCCCAUCCUUCUUCACUCUUCAGACAGCAAGUAUUCUCAUUUGUUCCGGACCACCAGCCCAGUUUCAGUCUUGGAAAGCAGUGGCAGUUCUUGUUCCACUGAAAAUGCGAUAACAUAUUACCCCAAAUUUGUCACACCAGUAAAGCGCCCUCGAAGCAAGCAUCCACGUCCCCGGAGACGUACAUUCCCUUUUAUUCCCACUGCUUGUGUCUCUGAGAAAUUUCAGCGUUUGGCUGUACCGGAUCCAGAAUUAGAAUCCAGUAAUGAUGAGGAAAUGUUGGACUCUGCCAAGAAAAGACAGAAAAAAAGGAAUCUGAUGCUGCUUUCUUCUACAGUAGAGAUGGCGCCAAAGAUGAAGCAGCCAGUUGAAAACAGGAGAUGCACACAUUGUCAGGUGACAAAGACUCCACAAUGGAGAGAAGGACCCUUGGGGCCAAAAACCCUUUGCAAUGCUUGUGGGGUUCGUUACAGAUCAGGACGCCUCCUUCCAGAGUACCGACCUGCUGCCAGCCCUACCUUUGUUCCAUUUUUGCACUCCAACUCUCACAGGAAGGUGCUAGAGAUGAGAAAGCAGACAGAGCAGGUGACCCCAAUGGCAGCAAUGGAUUUAUUAAUGCCAGAGGUGCUCGAGGAGGAUCUCGAUGGGUUUAAGGGUGUGGUUGGUUGA